AUGGCCACCGACACAUCUACCAACAUUCCUCCUCCUGUUGCCACCAUACCUUCACCUACUGCCACCUAUCCUGCUGCUAUUGUCCCUUCCAAUCCUUCACAAAACUUGAUCACCAUCAAUAUUGCCGCACAACUUCCUCUCAAGCUCACCUCUAUCAGCUAUUUUUCUUGGAAGGCACAGUUCACUGCCUUAUUUUUUGGAUUGGAUCUCCUUGGUUACCUUUAUGGAACUUCUGAAUGUCCUUCAAAAUCAAUUGAUAGCAAUGGCAAGUCUGUUCCCAAUCCAUACAAAAAAGCUUGGACACGUCUUUCGCGACUCUAUGCAAAGAGGUCCAACAUACAUAGCAUUCACUUGAAAGACAAACUCUCCAUGAUCAUAACAGUUGUUGAUUUUCUCAUCUCAAUCAAGAAAAUUGCUAAUGAAUUGUCUGCCCUUGGGGCUCCUCCCUCAGAUGCCGACCUCCUUCUCUAUAGCAGUCGUGGUCUCGGACCUGCCUAUAAGGAACUCGUUGUAGAUUUACGGACUAGAGAUUCUGUGGUACCAUUUGAAGAAUUGUUUGACAAGAUCAUUGAUCAUGAGACUUUCCUCAUUCACAAUGACACCAACCCUGUUCCUCCUCCUCCAACCGCAAAUCUGACCAAAUCAUCCCGCCCUCCCUACCAUUCCUCACCUACUCCCUCUCGUUCUCUUGGUAUUCUGCCAACUCCUUCAUUCCGACACAAGCCUUCCCGAAAUCCUGCCACUGUCGCUGUUUAUCAGUUUUGUGACAAACACGGUCAUGAAGCCAAAAAAUUGUUCAAACUUUUUCCCAACCCGUGA
Tripterygium wilfordii is the source of this 819-nucleotide messenger RNA. RefSeq lists its product as uncharacterized. The record is from RefSeq and is a predicted model, not a curated record. The coding region runs from base 1 to 819 and encodes 272 amino acids. NCBI's taxonomy places the organism in Eukaryota, Viridiplantae, Streptophyta, Magnoliopsida, Celastrales, Celastraceae. The transcript is spliced from 2 exons.